Molecule: messenger RNA, 1254 nt
Organism: Knipowitschia caucasica
Lineage: Eukaryota; Metazoa; Chordata; Actinopteri; Gobiiformes; Gobiidae
Source: the annotation of a GenBank genome assembly
AUGUGGUUUGGGGGUGGUGGGUGGGUUGUUUUGUGGUGGGGGUGGGGGGGUUUAGGGGUUGGGUUUUGUGGGUGGGGGGGGGUUGUUGUUUUAUGUUUGGGUGUGGAGUGUGUGGGGGGGUUGUUGGUGGUGUGGUUGUUUGGUUUGAGUUGUUUUGUUUUUGGGUGGGUGGUGGGUGUUGGGUGUUGGGUUAAGGGGGUUGGUGGGGUUGUGGGUGUUUUUGUGGGUGGGAUGGGUUGGUUUGUGGGGUGGGUUAUUGUGGGUUUGUUGGUGUGUAUUUGUUUUUUUUUUUUGUUUUGUGUGUGUGGGUGUGUGGGGGUGGGGGGUUUGUGUUGUUUUGUGUGUGGUGUGUGUUUGUGUUGGUUGGUGUGUUUGGUUUUGUUGUUGAUGGUGGUUGGUUGUGGGGGGGUUGGUUGUGGGUGUUUUUGGUUGUGGGGGAGGGUUGUUUUUGUUGGUUGUUGGGGGGUUUUUGUGGGUUGGUGGGGGGGUGUGGUGUGUGUUGGGUGUGGGGUUUUUUUUAGUUGUGUUUGGUUGUGGGUUUUUGGUUGGGGUUGUUUGGGGUUUGGGGGGGUGGAGGUGAUUGGGGGGGUGUUUUUGUGGUGGGGUGUGGGGGGGAUGGGGUGGGUUGGGUUGGUUUGUUGUGUGUUUGGGUGUUGUGGUUGGUUUGGUGGGUGUGUUGUUGUGGUGGGUGUGGGGUUGGUGGGUUUGGGGGUUGUGUGUGGUUGGGUGGUUGGGUUUGGGUGGGGGGGUGUUUGUUUGGUGGGGGGGGGGGGGGGGGUUUUGUGGGUAUGGGGUUGUUUUUUGGGGGGGGGGGAGGGGUGGUUGUUGGGGGUUUUGGUGGGGGGGGUGGGGUUGGGGUUUAUGGAUGGGGAGUGUUGUUGGGGGUGGGGAUGGGGUGGUAGGGUUGGGGGGAUGGGUGGGAAAUGUUUUGGGGUUUGGUUGAUGGUUUUGGGUGGUUGGAAGAGGGGUAGGGGGGGGGGUGGAGAGUGGGGGGUGGGGGGGGGGGUGGAGGUGGGGGUGGGGGGGGGGGGUGGGUGUGUUUGUGUGUGUGUGUGGGAGGGGGAGGGAAGAUGGGAGUGGUUGGGGGGGGGUGGGUGUAAGUUAUGUUUGUGUGGGGAUGUGGGGGGUAAGGAGUUAGAGGAAGGGGGGUGGGAGGGGGGGUGGUUGGGUUUUUAUUGGGGUGGAGGGUUUGAUGGGUUUGAUGUGGAAGGGAUUUGGUUGGGGGGGUUGAUGAAUGUGAUAAAUGGAGAUUAG